Psylliodes chrysocephalus is the source of this 1344-nucleotide messenger RNA. The record is from the annotation of a GenBank genome assembly. NCBI's taxonomy places the organism in Eukaryota, Metazoa, Arthropoda, Insecta, Coleoptera, Chrysomelidae.
AUGCUAAAGUUCACUGACAUAAGUAACAUUCUCUUUUUCUGUUUGGGAGCAACUAUCACAUGGAUAUCACCAGUAAAUACAAAAAUCGAAAAUACAAAAAUCGAAAAUGGUACCGUUUUCUUUGACGAGGUUUUACCAAAAGAUUUCAUAUCAUCGAUAAACACUCUUUCCACUGUAGGAGCAGCAAUUAGCGCCUAUUUCUACACCCAUAUUGCAGACAAAUUCGGAAGAAAAAUUACGAUAUUAUCCAUAGGAGUGCCAUAUCUGAUGUCUUACCUAAUUAUGGGUAUAUGGAGAACUGUUAAAACAUAUUUUGUCGCUAGAUUUGUCCUAGGAGUAGCUAUGGGUGGAACGUUUUCAGUUAUACCAAUCUAUGCAGGGGAAAUUUCUUGCAAGUACAAUAGGGCGACUUUAAACUCUAUCGGAGGAGUAAUGUUAGCCGCUGGAGGUCUAUUUUCCUACGUAAUUGGAUCCUUGUUGUCAUUGGAUCAUUAUAAUUUAACCCUAGCCUUCUUCCCUGCGAUAUUCUUUCCAUUAUUUUUUAUCUUCGGUGUAGAAACUGCUCAUUUUUAUAUGUACAAGAACCAAGAAGAUUUAGCAAGACAAGCAUUCGUUAAAUUAAGAAUUCCGAAUGAAGAAAUCGAACGCGAACUUGAACACGUAGUCAAUAUAAUAAAGGCGCAAUCGCAAACGACGAUGUUCAAUUUUAUUCGGAAUAAAGUGUUUAUUAAAGUUUUCACUUCUGUAAUCGGUUUGUUAAUGUUUCAACAAUUGACAGGUAUCAAUGCGAUUAUAAUGUUUAAUGAAACGAUCUAUGAAUUAACUGAAUCUAAUUUCGACUCUUCAGUUUGUUGCGUAAUUAUUGGAAUCGUUCAAUUUUUUAGCAGUUUAUUGGUGUUGACGUAUGAAGAAAGAUUCGGAAGAAAGACUUUACUUAUUACAUCGGCUUUAACUAUGUCGAUAUUGCUUACGAUUUUGGGUAUACAUUGCGUAUUCCUCGAUUACGGAAUAAUUAAUAUUUAUUUAAAAUUACUUCCUCUGAUAGUAUUAAGUUUAUUUGUAAUUAGUUAUUUUAUCGGUAUUGGACCGAUUCCGUUUGUAAUUUUAUCGGAAAUAUUCCCAUGGAGAGUCAAAUCUAUUGCUGUAUCGGUUGUGUCUACUAUUUAUUGGAUUACGGUUUUUUUAAUAGUGACAUAUUUUCAUUCUUUCGCUACUACCGUAGGACCUGAUUCAUGCUUUCUAAGUUUGGCAGCUUUAUGUAUAAUUUGUGCAGUAUUUGUUUAUUUCUAUGUAGAGGAAACAAAAGGGAAAACUUUCGAAGAAAUUCAGGAGAUAUUCAAGUAA